Messenger RNA from Alosa sapidissima (American shad), 6870 nucleotides. RefSeq names its product TRAF2 and NCK interacting kinase a (gene tnika). The record is from RefSeq and is a predicted model, not a curated record. Gene Ontology annotation, biological process: protein phosphorylation. The transcript is spliced from 33 exons. Gene Ontology annotation, molecular function: protein kinase activity; ATP binding. Bases 310 to 4323 code for a protein of 1337 amino acids. NCBI's taxonomy places the organism in Eukaryota, Metazoa, Chordata, Actinopteri, Clupeiformes, Clupeidae.
GCUGCUCUCUCACUGUAGCUUGGUUGCUGCUGUGAAUGUACAACAACACAUCAGAAUCUACUCUUGGUGCAGUGAACAUGUUCUCUAUAGAAUGCUCGCGCUCCAUGCAUGCAUGUGUAGACCGGCUGUAAGCCACGACCAGUGUUACAGCGAGACCGUAGCCUUUAGUGUGUUUAUCAGAAGAUUAUUCUACCUCCUCUGAAUUCACUGUGGGCUCUUUGCAACGAAGUGAUUGAAUAGUCGCAGCCAAGGAUUCGCUUAGCUUUUCCCGUAGGUAGAAGUCAUUUCGCUUGGAGCAACGUUUGAAACAUGGCGAGUGACUCCCCGGCACGAAGUCUGGAUGAGAUAGACCUCUCCAUGCUGAGGGACCCGGCAGGGAUAUUUGAGCUGGUGGAACUGGUGGGCAAUGGCACCUACGGACAAGUGUACAAGGGCCGUCAUGUCAAGACCGGUCAGCUGGCGGCUAUCAAGGUCAUGGACGUGACUGGGGAUGAAGAGGAGGAGAUCAAGGCGGAGAUCAACAUGCUGAAGAAGUACUCCCACCACCGCAACAUCGCCACCUACUAUGGUGCCUUCGUCAAGAAGAACCCACCAGGCAUAGAUGACCAGCUUUGGCUGGUGAUGGAGUUCUGUGGGGCGGGGUCAGUGACGGACCUCAUUAAGAACACCAAAGGGAACACUCUGAAGGAAGAGUGGACCGCCUACAUCUGCAGAGAGAUCCUGAGGGGCCUUGCUCACCUCCAUCAGCACAAAGUCAUCCACCGAGACAUCAAGGGCCAGAACGUUCUUCUCACGGAGAACGCCGAGGUCAAGCUCGUGGACUUUGGUGUGAGCGCUCAGCUGGACCGCACGGUUGGCCGCAGGAACACCUUCAUCGGAACGCCUUACUGGAUGGCACCUGAAGUCAUCGCCUGCGAUGAGAACCCAGAUGCUACGUACGACUUCAAGAGUGACCUGUGGUCGUUGGGAAUCACAGCCAUCGAGAUGGCCGAGGGAGCCCCACCACUGUGCGACAUGCAUCCGAUGCGUGCCCUCUUCCUCAUCCCCAGGAACCCAGCUCCCCGGCUCAAGUCCAAGAAGUGGUCCAAAAAGUUCCACCAGUUCAUCGAGAGCUGUCUGUUGAAGAACCACAACCAGAGGCCCAGCACGGAGCAGCUGCUCACCCACGCCUUCAUCAGGGAGCUGCCCAACGAGAGGCACAUCCGCAUCCAGCUCAAGGACCACAUCGACCGCACGCGCAAGAAGAGGGGGGAGAGAGAUGAGACGGAGUACGAGUACAGCGGGAGCGAAGAGGAGGAAGAGGAGCACGAUAAGGGAGAGCCCAGUUCCAUCAUCAACGUCCCGGGCGAGUCGACCCUGAGGCGGGACUUCCUGCGCCUGCAGCUGGCCAAUAAGGAGCGCUCAGAGGCGCUGCGGCGGCAGCAGCUGGAGCAGCAGCAGAAUGAGGAGCACAAGCGCCUACUGCUGGCUGAACGGCAGAAGCGCAUUGAGGAGCAGAAGGAGCAGCGGAGGAGGCUGGAGGAGCAACAACGGCGUGACCGAGAGCUCCGCAAGCAGCAGGAGAGAGAGCAGCGACGACGCUAUGAGGAGAUGGAGCAGCUCCGCAGAGAGGAGGAGAGGAGACAGGCUGAGAGGGAGCAGGAGUACAUCCGUCGGCAGCUGGAGGAGGAGCAGCGGCAGCUGGAGAUCUUGCAGCAGCAGCUCCUGCAGGAGCAGGCUCUCCUCAUGGAGUAUAAGCGUAAGCAGCUGGAGGAGCAGCGGCAGGCGGAGCGCCUUCAGAGACAGCUGCAGCAGGAGAGGGCUUACCUGGUGUCCCUCCAGCACCAGCAGAAGCAGCAGCAGCAGCAGCAGCAGGACUCACACCAGGCCGAGAAGAAGCCGCUGUACCACUACAAAGACGCCGUCAACCCCGCUGACAAGCCCGCCUGGGCCAAGGAGGUGGAGGAGCGCUCCAAGCUCAACCGCCAGAGCUCCCCAGCGCUGCAGCACAAGGUCACCAACCGGAUCUCCGACCCCUCUCUUCCGCCCCGCUCUGAGUCCUUCAGCAGCGGAGGGCUCCAGCCAGCACGCACCCCUCCAAUGCCCCGGCCCAUAGAACCACAGAUGGCCCAUCUGGUGCCUGUGAAAUCCCAUAGUCCCACCAUGUCUGGCUCGCAGUCCCUGCACGACCAGUCGCCCAAGGGCGUCGCCGGCUUCCAGGAGGGCCCGCCGUCGCACCGGCCAGAGAUGCCCCCCCGGCAAAACUCGGACCCCACCUCCGAGGUCCCGGCACUGCCCUCCCGCUCAGACAAGCUGGAGCGGGGCUCCUGGCUCCGAGAGGAGGACAUCCCCCCACAGGUGCCCCAGAGAACCAUCUCCAUCUCUCCAGCACUGGUCAGGAAGAACUCCCCCGGAAACGGAGGUGCAGGAGGACUAGGGCCUAGAACCGGUUCACAGCUCAUCCGGGCCAGUAACCCUGACCUGCGGCAGCCGGAGCUGUCUCUAGACGCUGCUCUGCAGAGGACCAACAGCAACAGCUCCUCCAGCUCCGGCACGCCCACCUCCCAGCCCGGCUCCAGCGAGAGGAACCAGAUCCGAGAUACAGCCAAGACGGAGACGUCACCCACAGCAUCCCAGGAAAGCCCCAAGCCCAAGCAAGAGGAGGCCCGUGAAACACCUAGACCCAGCAGACCAGCUAGCUAUAAGAAAGCCGUAGACGAGGACCUGACUGCGUUGGCCAGGGAGUUGCGUGAGCUGCGUGUGGACGAGGCGCCCCGUCCCCCCAUAAAGGUGACGGACUACUCGUCCUCCAGCGAUGAGUCGGAGAGCAGCGGGGAGGAGGACGGGGCCCACGAUGGCACCGUGCCCGUCAGUGACAUCCCACGCAUCAUGCCUUCAGCACAGGGUAAUAAUGAGUCCUACGGAGUUAGCCAUGAUGAUUCACUCAAUAAUGGUUCCAAAGAUGACACCCUGAUGCUGGGAGAGACUCGUGAGAGGAAGCGCUCCGCUCACUCGGAGAGCAACGGUUUUGCUGGCCACGGGAACCUGCCGGACCUGGUCCAGCAGAGCCACUCCCCGGCCGGGACGCCCACGGAGGGCUUGGGCCUGGGCCGCCUCGCUGGCCUGCACGUCCCAGACAUGAGUGCCAUGGAGGAGUUUGCAAAGGGUGGCGGUUCUAAGUCCUCCUUCACACCCUUUGUGGAUCCGCGGGUCUACCCCACCUCUCCCUCCGAUGACGACAGUGAGAACUCAGCCGCAGCCCUGUUUGCAAACGAGCUGCUGAGGCAGGAACAGGCCAAACUGAGCGAGGCCAGGAAGAUCUCCGUGGUCAACGUCAACCCCACCAACAUCCGCCCGCACAGUGACACACCGGAGAUCCGCAAGUACAAGAAGCGCUUCAACUCUGAGAUCCUGUGCGCCGCUCUGUGGGGGGUCAACCUGCUGGUGGGUACAGAGAAUGGCCUGAUGCUCCUGGACCGCAGUGGCCAGGGCAAAGUCUACAACCUGAUCACACGCCGCCGCUUCCAGCAGAUGGACGUGCUGGAGGGUCUCAACGUGCUGGUCACCAUAUCAGGCAAGAAGAACAAGCUGCGUGUGUACUACCUGUCCUGGCUCAGGAACCGCAUCCUGCACAACGACCCAGAGGUGGAGAAGAAGCAGGGCUGGAUCACCGUGGGGGAACUGGAGGGCUGCGUGCACUAUAAAGUUGUGAAAUAUGAGCGAAUCAAAUUCCUGGUUAUUGCUCUGAAGAACUCCGUGGAGAUUUACGCCUGGGCCCCCAAGCCCUACCAUAAAUUCAUGGCUUUCAAGUCUUUCACGGACCUUCCUCAGAGGCCGCAGCUCGUGGACCUGACGGUGGAGGAAGGUCAGAGGCUCAAGGUCAUCUACGGUUCCAGCGUGGGCUUCCACGUCAUUGACGUGGACUCUGGAAACCCCUACGACAUCUAUAUCCCCUCCCAUAUCCAGAGCACAGUGAUGCCCCACGCCAUCGUGGUGCUCCCCAAGACGGACGGCAUGGAGAUGCUGCUGUGCUACGAGGACGAGGGCGUCUACGUCAACACGUACGGCCGCAUCACCAAGGACGUGGUGCUGCAGUGGGGAGAGAUGCCCACCUCUGUCGCUUACAUCCACUCCAACCAGAUCAUGGGCUGGGGAGAGAAGGCCAUCGAGAUCCGCUCCGUGGAGACUGGCCACUUGGACGGGGUCUUCAUGCACAAGCGAGCACAGCGUCUGAAGUUCCUCUGCGAGAGGAAUGACAAGGUGUUCUUUGCCUCAGUCCGCACGGGCGGCAGCAGUCAGGUGUUCUUCAUGACGCUCAACAGGAACUCCAUGAUGAACUGGUGAAGCUGUGAACGUCCAGUCAUGGUCCACAACACUGAGGCAGGCAACCCCACUCACCAGGAGUCAAGAUGGCGUCUGUGAUUUAUUUUUUUCUUUAGGUACAUUUAACACUGGUUCAAAACAAUAAAAAUGAAAAAGAAAAAAAAAACUACAGUUUUAGAUACACUUAAAAGUGUAAGACUGUGAUCUCAAGACAUCCAGGAUGGCCUCGUAUCAUGCGUUUAGAUUAAGAAGCCAUAGAAGUGGCUUUGGGGAACUGGAGCAGUGACUCCUGAGCUCCUGUUCCCCACAUUUCCAGCAGGGGGAGCCAGAGGGGCUUGCUGCUGUGAAACCAGACUUUGGCCACGGAGCCUCCUCUGUGGUGACUCUCCCCUUCUCUGUGUGCUGUUCCACCCACACACCUUACAACGGGACUCUACACCUGGGGACUCCGGGAGAAAGCGCUGUUUUCUGUCUUCUGCAGCUGCAGAGGGGCAGAGAGGAUCACAGCGAGCUGUACAGAAAAUAUGUCUGUGUGUGUGUGUGUGUGUGUGUGUGUGUGUGUUGGGUGGUCGGGAAGAUGUGAAAAGAUUUAAAAAAGAAAAAAAGCAACCUCAGACUGAGGGAAACUUCUAGACCUUUGAUGUUUUCAUCUACAGUCAAAUCAGGUUGUUUUUAUGUUUGUUUGUUCGUUAUUCGCUCGCACACAGCUCCUGCGAUACAUUGUUGUAGGAAGGAGAGGAGUCCAGCAGGUGGUUGUGGUGAACAUGAGCACAAUCCCCACAUUGUAUUCAAGGCUGUGGUCUUUUUCGGUGCUGGUGCUCUUUCUGUGCCCAUCCUUCUCUCAGCCUUCAUAUCACUACUGCUGUUUUGGGCUCAGGCCAGUCUCUGGAGUGGAACUCCUCCUCGGACGCUCCUCCUGACGCACCACCACGUGUCUGAGUCUGACCUAGUCACCUCCCAAGCCCCUGAUUGUAUCUCGGACAAUCAUGUUUUAGUCGUCCACCCCUUCAUAAAUGCCAGUGUCUCCACAACUAAUCCACCGAUAGAAGCCUCAGAUGUCAACAUCGGCUGCCUCUUGUGCGCUGCUGAAUCGUAACAACUAGUGUACACAUUGGGACUGUAAUUGACCUACCUCGUAAUCAUGUGUCUGGUUAUUUCUUUUCAGUAUCGCAGAGGCUGAGAAAGAGACCUUACAUUACAGCUAAUUUUCAUUAAUGCUUAUACCAUCAUCCAGAUGAUCAUUUGUUAUUCUGAUUUGAGCAGGGAAAUUUUUUUUAUAUUUUCUGUUACAGGUACCUUUUGAAAUAAUUUUGCAUUCUCAGUGUCCUCAGCAGAUUGAUGAUAUAUCACCUGGUAUGGUGGAAACCAACUAAAAUAGUCUAAAGAAUUCCUUCUUAUAUAUGUUUACUGAGGAAAAAAAACAUUAACCUUGUUUUAACAUUGUGAAUGUGUCCUAAGAUUAUAUGACAGUAACUGUGUUUUUACUUUUAAAAUGUAAGUAGACAAAUGUCAAGUCUGAUUAAAUAACAAAAUGCAACAAGCAGAAAUGUGUUGGUCUGCUUGUGGGGUUGAAACUACUGUAGCCAUUCAUCACUGUUUGAUCAGAGAGCUUGUGGAAAAUGGGCAGCUUAGCCAGACCAUGUAAAGAAAGUGUCCUUGGGAUGGGAGGGAGAGAGUGAGAGGUUCGCACUCAGGCCUUGACCACAGGCACAGAGCCCCACUUCCUCUAGUGUCGGUCAGAUGGUCAGAUCUGGUGUGUUCCACCUCCUCGAUCCAUCUUGUGGCUGUAGUAGUUUGUUCAACCGAACGAGGAGGAACCCUGAGUUGCAGAAAUCCUACAACUGGAUUUUGUUCUUUUCUACUGUUUAGGAGGAGGGAAGGGCCACCUUUUCUUCCUUUUUUUGACAUCUCUGGAAUAUUUCAUAGAUAUUUCACACCAUCAAGUGAGCGCUUGUUGAAGCGAGCGGUGUCAGUUUUCCUUCUGAUACAUUCAUAAUGCAUCUAUCCCAUCUGUUUAUUGUUUUCACAUACACUUAAAUUGUCUUUGUCCCCUGUGUGCAAUCACAAGCCCUGAAAACAUCUGCCAUUGCACAUCUCUUGGGGUCAUCUUUCAUUUUUGCACACUGUACAUAUUUGUAUUUCAGACAUUCAUUUAAAUGGACAAAGAGAAAAGUUUUGCAGAGACAUGAGUGAUUGCACUCCUGAUAAAGAGUUCUAGCAAUAAUGAUGUCCUGCUGUGUGUGUGUGUGUGUGUGUGUGUGUGUGAGAGAGAGAGAGAGAGAGAGAUGAGUGAGUUAAUGUUUGGGAGAAACACUGUGCUAGCCUGUGCUUGAGAGUUUUAAAGAGACUCUGACUCUCACGUCACUAUGCUUUGUCACGUUUUACUUUCAGCUCUGGUGGCAUUGACACUUUAAUCACUUCAAACAUUAGUUGGGUAGUGUUUUACUUUUUGACAUUUUCCCCGAGGAGAUUGUCAUGUUUUCCACCCACAUGAGGCAUAAAUGGUUGUCUAGCAUUUUGUUGGUUAGGUUUUUUUAUUUUAAAGAAUAAAGAUAAGAUCAAUAAGUA